CUUCAACAUUUUUAUCGCCGCACAGACGGCCGUGGGAGAGCCUAUCGUUCACGGGGAAUUAGCAUUUCUUUCGCGCAUCAGGUGUAGAACUACUUUUCUUGGCUCGACACGCGCACGUUUGCUCGCUGCAAACAGUCGUGGACUCCAGAUGGACGGAUGAGCUUAGCUCGCAAUUGGUACUGUUUGGAUUGUAAGUACGGCAGCGCUGCGGGGGAUUAAAAGUACAAGUACGCGAGCUGCACGCCCAUGGGAAAUCAAUCUGUGCCUUGGCCUGCCGCCAGAAGCCAAUCACCGUGCCCGGAGGAGGUUUGCCCACACGCACGACAGCGUACGCGUGAAGACACGGUUUAGUAGCGAUCAAGGACGCGCGACGGUUACACGUUAAUGUUGUGAUGGGGCUACUGGUAGUACUAAACGCUGUGCGGAUGUCUUGGCUGGUGGCAACACUUCUCCUCUGUUUGUGGGUCACCACGGGGCACUGUCAGCAGAAUCCUGGCUUUGCUGCGCCCGUCGCUAACGUGGACACAAUCGUCGGCCAGCCAGCCAUCCUCCGCUGCACGGUCAAGAACAGGGGCGACGCCAGAGUCAGCUGGGUCAAGAACAGCAUCCCUGUAAGCAUGGGGGACGACAUCCUACUGGCCGACAAAAAUCGCAUGUCACUCAUCAACACAGGCAGGCAGUACGAUCUCCAUAUCCAGCCUACCGUCCUAGCAGAUGAAGGCACCUACACGUGCGUGAUAUACUUCUCAUCGGGGUACAACUCUUCCUCUGGGGACCUGACAAUCUUGGUACCACCCACCGUGCAGUCUAUGACAGUGAAUGGCCUGGAAGUCAGGGAUGGCCAGAAAGUAGUAGUGGAGGAGGGGACAGACACACUUUUUAACUGCACUGCCACCGGCAAGCCUGUACCGAAUGUCAUAUGGAAGAAGCUCGGGGAACAUGGUAAGGCCAGCGUGUUCUUCCGGAAUAGCACGGUACUGAUGGCGAACGUCAGCCGCACCGCGUCCGGACGGUAUAGCUGCCUGGCUUCGAACAAUGUUUCGCCGACAGACAACAGAGUGAUGGAUUUCGAGGUCCAUUACGUGCCAACGGUGGCCCCUCAGCGGUCUGAGGUUAUGGCGGUAUUGCGAGGAAGGACAUCGCUAAGAUGUGACGUGGAUGCCUUGCCGGCUGCGACACAGCUGGAUUGGUACAAAGAUAACCGCAAGAUCUCACAGGGACAGAGAUACGAGUCUACCGGCAGAUCGACAGGAACAUUGAUCUUGGAGCUCAGGGAUGUUAGGGACGGAGACUUUGGGGAGUACAUAUGUCGCAUUACGAACAGUGUUGCUGUCAAAGAAGCGAGCAUUACGCUUUUCGAGGUGGCGACACUACCUCCGACUACUCCGGGAUAUGCUGAACUUGAUGUUGGGAGUGGUCAUCGGUUAAGUUGUACGUGUAUAAGCUUAUGGAUAGUCCUUAUAACGCUCAUACUUCAAUGAUGAUAGUGAAAAUGCCAACAUCAUCACUCAUUCAGGUAGCAUAGCAUAACCAGCCUGGUAGAUGAGAUAGCUGUUGUGUAACAAUAGACCACGGCAAGUAUCUUUGAUAUUUGCCCAGGGGUAAGAUAUGUAAUUUAUUGAGCUGCCUACAUCUCUAAUGUGUACAAAUUACCGCCAGUCUGUAGGGUUCCAGCAACAUAGGCCCAGAGUUGUAGAUAAGUCUUUGUAAUAAGUUAUGAUUAGGCUUUGUAUUACAUGUAUGAAAUGGUGUGUGGGUGUGUAUGCGUGAUUGUAACUGUAAAAUAGAUAAGUUCUGCACUUGGCAGGAGCUUUCUUGGGAAACAUAACUCCAGGAGCUACUGACUUGUAGGAGCUAGUUCUGGAGCUCAGUCUGACAGAAAUACCCAUCAGAGGGCACUUAACGUCAAGUGUGAUGUCUCAAUAGCCUUAGCGCCAAAAUUGGUACUGAAGGACAUAAAUGAACCGUGAUGGUAGCACUUAGCUCUGCAUGCUCCGCAUAAUUGAAAUUGGAGUCAGGACUAAGUCCAGAAAAAUCCCCACUGAAUGUCUACAUGACAGUAAAGGAAGUAUCUGAGUACCGUGUAGUAUAGUUGUCCAAUUCCAACCUAGGAUUACUGGUAUCUGCUGUGACGUAACAUGGAAUCAUGAUGUCAGGAAGGGUCAGAAGUCUUCAGAAUUCUGUCCCUGUAAAUUAAGCCUAAGAAGAGCCAUAGCCACCUUUAGAAGUUGUGCACAUGGUCGGAAUUGAAAUGUGAUGGUCUGGCUGGCAACUUGGUGGUGAAUUUCACAUUCGAGGGUGGACAGGGAGGAUUGUAGGGAUGGGGAUGGGUUGAUGCCGAUGGUUUGACAGGGUGUUAGUUUUUAGGUUUGUUCUGUAUAUUUGUUUUUUCUGACAACUUUUUUCCCCCAAAUGUUAGUGUCAAAAUAGGCGGUGUAAAUUUGUUCAUUCCCAAUGUCAUGCAAUUUCUCACCCAACAGGCGAACCCUUUGUGGACUUCUCUGUCUCAUUUUUGCUGUUGCAAAGAAACCUCCACGUCUGAAUUGAUAAAUGCAAGAGUUUAACAUUUUGUCUUAAGUCAGGUCAUAAAUCAUGUAUAAAAUGACUUUCAGCCAAUAAUACUUGCCAGAAUGUCCCUCUGUACUACAUAGUGCCUAGAAAACGCGUUUUAGAUGCACUUAAGCUGCCUCUCGCACUUUGAAAAAGUGACAAUUUUGUGCUGGCUAAAAGUGUUCUGGGUCAUGUGUGGUAGUUGUCAUGUAUUCUGGUAGCCAUUAGUGUACAGAUGACUCCAGACAAAUGGUUAUAAUCUAACCAGGUGACAGUGAUGUUAAUGAUAGACAUGAAUCUCCUGAAAUUUUGAUUUAAAAAAAAGCGCUAGUGUUAUAAUGUCAAUGCCAUUUUGAAGACUCAACUGUAUUUUUCAUUAUUCUUGUGGAUUACAUUUGAGUUUUUAGAAUUCCUAUUGGGGAAGUCAUUAUAGACAAAUGGUGUGGGGAAGAAAUGAUUUGAGGCUUAUCUCCAAUUGGUUUUGCCUUUGAGGGCUGUCUAUCUGAAGUGCUAUACAGAGAUACAAGUUCAAAGUAUGUUUGUUCAAUACAGACAUUGCUAUCUGCUCACUACCCUGGCUCCAGGGUUAAUAAUGUGACCCGUCCAAGCGUCAUAGGCGAGUACAUUCAUAUUGUGUAUGACGUGUGAUCUCUGCAUGAUCUACAGAUAAACACAUCCCCGGUGACGACUAGUGUUGUAAAAGUAAAACUUCUCAGAAUCUGAUGGGUGGCUGAGAGAUUUGGAGGAGUGAUGAGCAAAAAUAAAGACUUAUCAUCUA
This is a messenger RNA of Branchiostoma floridae (Florida lancelet), 3328 nucleotides long. RefSeq names its product limbic system-associated membrane protein-like. Gene Ontology annotation, biological process: synapse organization; homophilic cell-cell adhesion. The record is from RefSeq and is a predicted model, not a curated record. Gene Ontology annotation, molecular function: axon guidance receptor activity. NCBI's taxonomy places the organism in Eukaryota, Metazoa, Chordata, Leptocardii, Amphioxiformes, Branchiostomatidae. The coding region runs from base 393 to 1481 and encodes 362 amino acids. The transcript has a single exon. Gene Ontology annotation, cellular component: plasma membrane; neuronal cell body; axon.